Molecule: messenger RNA, 1797 nt
Organism: Plasmopara halstedii
Lineage: Eukaryota; Oomycota; Peronosporomycetes; Peronosporales; Peronosporaceae
Product: atp-binding cassette superfamily
Exons: 1
Coding region: 1-1797 (598 amino acids)
Cellular component (GO): membrane
Molecular function (GO): ATP hydrolysis activity; ABC-type transporter activity; ATP binding
Source: RefSeq, a predicted model, not a curated record
AUGACGUCCCGACACUUGACGCCAUAUUUGUCUGUUGAUUCACUUGAAGCUAGUGACAAAACUGAGCCUUUAUAUCAUCCUACUGUUAAUCCGUGCGUACUUAGUUGGAAGAAUCUCACUUACGCCGUCAAGACAAGAAAGGAUAGAAAACUCAUCCUUAACAAUGUUACUGGACGGUGUGCACCAGGUGAACUCACAGCUAUUAUGGGUCCAUCCGGUUCGGGUAAAACAACACUUGCUGAUCUAUUAGCUGAUCGAAUAAGUUCAGGAGAAAUGACGGGUGAGAUUGAAUUAAAUGGUACUGAUCGUAUCUCGACAACUUUUCGGGCUUUAACUAGCUACGUGGCUCAAGAAGAUUCAUUACUUGGAUCAUUUACAGUACAAGAAACAAUGUCUAUGGCUGCAAAAUUGAGUUUGCCCAACAAGAUUUUAGUUACACAGAUUGAAACUCGUGUAAAUGAAGUUAUUGAAGCUAUGGGAUUGACCACUUGUCGUCAUACAUUAGUUGGUGAUAUUUUUCGAAAGGGAUUGUCUGGUGGUCAAAAGCGACGUCUUAGUAUUGCAAUUGAAUUAUUAUCAAAUCCAAGUAUUUUGAUUUUAGAUGAACCUACAAGUGGUUUGGACUCAAGUGCGACAUAUAACGUGAUGAAGUUUAUAGCUCAGUUAUGUACUGAAGGUAAAACGGUGAUAUGUACAAUCCAUCAACCAUCAUCGCUAGUCUACGAACUCUUUUCGAACGUUAUCGUGUUAUCAGCAGGUCAGAAUGUAUACUGUGGUCCACGUCGCUUGAUGAUUCCACACUUUGCAUCUGUUGGUUACGAAUGUCCUAUGUAUAUGAAUCCAGCUGAAUAUUUCAUUAGUCUUGUCAAUACAGACUUUGAGAAUCAUGCCGACGUGCCGAAACUUGUACAAUUGUACGAACAGAGUGAAAUUUGCAAAGAAGUAAGUACUCGCAUCGAAAGUGACCACAAGACAUUACAUGGAUUACCACAUAUUGAAAAGCCAUUGCCGUCUUCAUUGCGCCAAUUUCAUGUGCUCAUGUAUCGCAACACAUUAAACAAUAUUCGAAAUCCUGGUAUCUAUUGGAUUCGAUUGUUCAUGUAUUUCUGUCUUAGCUUCAUGGUGGGUACAAUGUACUUGAGUACAAACAAUGAGCUUUCCGAAGAAGAUUUAGUUCCACUACUUUUCUACGUUCAAGCAUUUCUUGUGUUUAUGUCUGUGGCAGUACUUCCAUUUUUUAUCGAACAACGUGCAGUAUUUGCUCGAGAACGGGCCAAUAGCUCGUUAAAUGUCCUCAGCUAUGUAUGUGCUAACUUUCUAGCAACAUUGCCGGGUAUCUUCUUGAUUGCAGUGAUGUCAACGACUCUUGUGGUUUUACUAGCGGAUUUGAACGCAUUUGUGUAUUUUUUGCUGAAUCUUUUUCUUUCACUCGUCGUUUCGGAAUCAAUGAUGCAUGUCAUUGGUGCUGCUGUUCCUCAUUAUAUCAUUGGAAUUGCACUUGGUGCGGGUGUGUUUGGAAUGUUUAUGUUAUGUGAAGGAUUUAUGAUUCCUUCUGCUUCAAUUCCGACUUAUUGGAAGUUUGGUUAUUAUCUUGCAUUUCAUUCCUAUUCAUUCGAGUCUUUUGUCUUUAAACAGUUUGAAAAUGAAACAUCAGAUGCAGCUCGAGGCAUUUUGAUGAAAUAUGGCAUGGAAGACGUCAAUGUCUUACGAAAUAUGGCUUUCCUCGUUUUGUAUAUUCUAGUUUUUCAGAUUACUUUUGCUAUUCUUUUGUGGAAAUUUCACACAGGGCGUCGUUAG